CAUGAAGUGGGCUGAUCAGAAUGCAUCAGGCCCACAGAUGAGGAAGCUGAGGCUUAGAGAGGGAAGUGACCUGCUCGGGGUGACUCCAGAAGGCCUGGUGUUUCAUCCGGACACCCUUGGGCCCUUUGGGAGGAGGCAGGCAUGAGGUUCUCUGAACUGGCUGGAGUCCAAAGGCUCCUAGACUUCCGAGAUCACCCAGGGGGCUCCGACUGCUCUGGAGCAUGAGAGGCUCCCGGGAGAACCAGGGCUUGUUGAGCUGCACCCAAUUCAGGCCCUACGGCACAGGCGGGGCCAUGCUGUGGAUCCUGUGUCUGGCGCUCUGCAGCCUGCUGACUCCCACGCGAGCGGACCCUGGGGCACUGCUGCGGCUGGGCAUGGACAUCCUGAAUCAGGUCCAGAAUGCCAUGGAUGAGAGUCAUAUCCUGGAGAAGAUGGCAGCUGAGGCGGGUCAAAAUCGCCCAGGAAUGAAGCCUAUCAAGGGCAUCACUGAUCUAAAAGUGAAGGAUGUGCUGGUGCCUGUCAUCACAAUGAACUUCAUGCCCGGGGUGGGCGUCUUCCAGUGUGUGUCCACGGGCAUGACCAUCACUGGCAAGAGCUUCAUGGGUGGGUACAUGGAGAUCAUCGUGGUCCUGAACAUCACAGCCACCAACCGGCUUCUGCAGGACGAGGAGACGGGCCUCCCCAUGUUCAAGAGCGAGGGCUGCGAGGUCAUCCUGGUCAGCGUGAAGACAAACCUGCCUAGCAACAUGCUGCCCAAAAUGGUCAACAAGUUCCUGGACAGCACCCUACACAAAGUUCUUCCUGGUCUGAUGUGCCCUGCCAUUGAUGCAGUCCUGGUGUAUGUGAACAAGAAGUGGGCCAGCCUGAACGCCCCCAUGCCUGUGGGCCAGAUGGGCACUGUCCAAUAUGUCCUGACGUCCGUACCGACCACUACACCCAGCUACAUUCAAGUGGACUUCAGUCCUGUGGUGCAGAAGCAAAAGGGCAACACCAUCCAGCUUGCGGAUAAUGCCGGAGGGGCUGAGUUCCCUGAGGACUAUGCUGAAGGCUCCUCACAGCUGCUGCUCUCAGCCGCCUUCCUCACAGCAGAGCUUGCUCUUCUGCAGAAGUCCUUUGAUGUAAAAGUCAAGGAUACGAUGAUCGGUGAGCUGCCCCCCCAAACCACUGUGACACUGGCUGGCUUCAUCCCUAAAGUGGCUGAAGCCUAUCCCAAGCUGAAACCCCUGGUGACCCAGAUCAGGAUAAACAAGCCCCCCAAGGUCACCAUGAAGACAGGCAAGAGCCUGCUGCAACUUCACGGCACCCUGGAGAUGUUUGCUGCUCGGCGGCGGGGCAAGCCGCCUGUAUCCCUCUUUGUCCUGGAAACUCACUUCAACCUGAAAAUCCAGUACUCAGUUCAUGAGGACCGGCUGCAGAUGACCACCUCUCUGGACAGAUUACUGAGCAUGUCCCGGAAGUCCUCAUCGAUUGGCCCCUUCAAGGAGAAGAAAUUGACUGGCUUCAUCACUGAUUUUCUCCAAGAAGCCUACAUCCCAGUCAUCAAUGAUGUACUCCAAGUCGGGUUCCCACUUCCUGACCUUCUGGACAUGAACUACAACCUGGCAGAGCUGGACAUAACUGAGAAUGCCCUAGUGCUGAACUUGAAGCUGGACUGACUGGGACAGGAUUUGCCUGCCAGCUGCCUGCACAUCGUCCACUUUGGUUACACCCAGCAGAGGAGCCUGAUUGGAACUGGGUGGGCCUGGCCCCCUACCACUGGGGCUGAUGAGGAGUGAGCAGGGCAGGACGGGGCUGGGGACUUGGCAAUAAACAGG
Molecule: messenger RNA, 1814 nt
Organism: Bubalus bubalis (water buffalo)
Lineage: Eukaryota; Metazoa; Chordata; Mammalia; Artiodactyla; Bovidae
Gene: BPIFB6
Product: BPI fold containing family B member 6
Exons: 15
Coding region: 222-1655 (477 amino acids)
Molecular function (GO): lipid binding
Source: RefSeq, a predicted model, not a curated record